This is a messenger RNA of Carcharodon carcharias (great white shark), 1185 nucleotides long. RefSeq names its product P2Y purinoceptor 3. Gene Ontology annotation, cellular component: plasma membrane. Gene Ontology annotation, biological process: phospholipase C-activating G protein-coupled receptor signaling pathway; cellular response to pyrimidine ribonucleotide. The record is from RefSeq and is a predicted model, not a curated record. Gene Ontology annotation, molecular function: G protein-coupled UTP receptor activity; G protein-coupled UDP receptor activity; G protein-coupled ADP receptor activity. Bases 1 to 1185 code for a protein of 394 amino acids. The transcript is spliced from 3 exons. Lineage: Eukaryota; Metazoa; Chordata; Chondrichthyes; Lamniformes; Lamnidae.
AUGGCGGCACGCAGCCGCUCGUGGGCGGCGACCGGCUCUGUGCCCGCCUCUGCCCGCUCCCUCCCAGCCCACCCGACAGAGAUGGUAGAGGUCACGGGUUGGGACGGUGCUGUCGAGCUACUUGCAGUACAAAUAAAGGAAGGGCCGGACGAGAUAAAUAGAACGAAGCAUUUGGGAGACAGGAACAUGAAUAAUUCCACCUCUGGCCUUCAGCCCAGUCUGCAGACCAGAGGCUGCACAUAUCAUGAGAAAUUCAAGAACAUUCUACUGCCCGUCACUUACACGACGGUCCUGAUCUUCGGCCUGACCCUAAACAUGACGGUCAUUGUUCAGAUCUGGCUCUGUCAGAAGCCGCUGACCCGGAGCGCGAUCUACAUGGUCAACUUGGCCAUGGCUGACAUCCUGUAUGUCUGCUCCCUUCCUCUCCUGAUCUACAAUUACAUCCACAUGGACUACUGGCCCUUUGGCGAGAUGAUGUGCAAGGCUGUCCGUUUCCUCUUCUACGCCAAUCUUCACGGGAGCAUCCUGUUCCUCACCUGCAUCAGCCUGCAACGUUACAUUGGCAUCUGCCACCCGCUAAGCAGUUGGCACAAGAAGCGGGGCCCCAGGUUUGCCUGGAUGGUCUGCGGCUUGCUUUGGGCCUUCGUGAUAGCCGAAUGUGCUCCCACCUGGAGAUUUGCCUCCAUUGGCGUCCAGCGGAACAGGACGGUGUGCUACGACCUGAGCAGCCCCGAUCAGUCCCUUUAUUACUUCCCCUACGGGAUCGCCCUGACCGUGGUGGGGUUCACGGUCCCGUUCGUCGGGCUGCUGAUGUGCUACUGUGCCAUGGCGAUGGCGCUCUACAAGCCCGACAAGGCGCUGGGCCUCGCCAUCCAGCGGAAGAAAAGCAAGGCCCUGCGGAUGAUCGCCAUUGUGACCAUCGUCUUCAUCAUAAGCUUCCUGCCCUUCCACGUUACAAAGACGACGUACCUCAUUGUCCGCGCUCGGAGCUCCAUCCCCUGCGGGACGCUGCAGACUUUCGCCCGGGCCUACAAGGCCACCAGGCCCCUCGCCAGCAUGAAUAGUGUCAUGGAUCCCAUCCUGUUCUACUUCACCCACGAGAGGUUCAGGCAGAGCACGCGGAGUCUGCUGGAGAGGAUCAACACCACUUGGAAGGCUAGAAUUCACAAAGAGGAGGCGGGUUGA